AUGGGGAAAUUCAGUCUCAAAAAGGGCGACAAUGAUGACGACUCAUCCAGCAGACUCGCACUCUUCGGUUCUCGCAACAAGUCCAAAUCCCCUGCUCCUCCCUCACAGAAUCCAUAUGCUCAAACUGCAAUCCCUCCCGACCCAUAUACAAGGGCGAAGAUGAGCGCAGGAAUCAUUCCUCCAUCAGAGCAACGACCUUCUGUCCCUGAUCCUCGAGGCAGCCAACAGCCUGGCCCUGGACCACAGGGCAGAGCAUCAGGUCUGCCGGGUCCUGGACAACAGAGACCACCACCGGGCCGAGAUAACCCAUAUGGCGGCAGCCAAUCCAGCUACGGCCCUCCUCAAGGUGGGUACGGGGCUGACAAGUUCGGCAAUCAAAAUGGUUACGGUGCUGCUGGCAGCGGUGGAAACCCCUAUGGAUCGAUACAGCAGCCCAGUGGGACUUCAAGACAAGGUGGCUAUGGCGGACUUGGAUCGUCCAACCUAUACGACAAUGACUCGAGUCGUGAUGAGCUAUUUGGUGGUGCACGGGAACGUAUGGAUCAGAAGCCAAAUAACCAGGUCGACGCAGCCCCAGAUUACCAAUACAACCCCGCCAACGAUGCUGGGGAUCGCAGCUACGGGGCAUACGGUGACCGUCAACUAACGGCUGAAGAGGAAGAAGAAGAGGACAUCAAUGCAACAAAACAAGAGAUCAAAUUCAUGAAGCAGCAGGAUGUGGCUUCCACCAGAAAUGCCCUUCGAAUUGCUGCUCAAGCUGAAGAGAUGGGCCGCAAUACCCUUGCUAGGCUGGGCGCCCAGGGCGAAAGAAUGCAUAACACAGACCGGAAUCUAGACAUUGGCAACAACCACAUCAAUAUCGCCGAGGACAAGACGAAGGAAUUGAAGACGCUGAACCGAAGCAUGUUUGCGGUUCAUGUGAACAACCCUUUCACAGCCAAGGAUAGACGGGCUCGUAGAGAUGAGCAGAUCAUGGACCGACACCAUACUGAAAGAGAGGCUCGAGAAGCGUCCCGACAAGCCGCCUUCCAGAGUGGUCAACGAAUGAACCAGAAUUUCAAGGGCCUGGAUGAAGUUUCUAGCGGAAACAAGACCAAGAGCAGCCUUGCGGAGCGGACCAAAUACCAAUUUGAAGCUGACAGCGAGGAUGAUGCGAUGGAGGAUGAAAUCGAUCGCAAUCUUGACGACCUUUCUGGCGCAGCCAAACGCCUCAACCUGCUGGCUCGUGCAACCGGAGAAGAGGUCGAACAGCAAAACCAAUUGAUUCAGAACAUUGCGGAGAAGAGCGACCGUUUCGACGACCGUCUCCAUUUCCAGACGGAACGGUUGAAGAGGAUCAAGUAG
Molecule: messenger RNA, 1344 nt
Organism: Exophiala viscosa
Lineage: Eukaryota; Fungi; Ascomycota; Eurotiomycetes; Chaetothyriales; Herpotrichiellaceae
Product: synaptosomal-associated protein, 23kDa
Exons: 2
Coding region: 1-1344 (447 amino acids)
Biological process (GO): exocytosis; vesicle fusion
Cellular component (GO): SNARE complex; plasma membrane
Molecular function (GO): syntaxin binding; SNAP receptor activity
Source: RefSeq, a predicted model, not a curated record